This is a messenger RNA of Paraglomus brasilianum, 1812 nucleotides long. The record is from the annotation of a GenBank genome assembly. Lineage: Eukaryota; Fungi; Glomeromycota; Glomeromycetes; Paraglomerales; Paraglomeraceae.
AUGGUCUUUGGCGUUAAAACCAUCUUUAAAAAUCAAAGGCCUUCAAACGCAACCUCUACAACAUACGUUGAUGAAGAGGCUUACAUGACAGACACAGAGUCAGAGUCUGCUUACACGGCCGAGGUCAUCGAUACCCCUACUACGCAAUCGGACGUGAAAAUUGAGCUCGAGGGUGAAAAUAGAGAUACCUUUAUAUUAGUACCAGGACUAUUGGGAUAUGAUACUCUGUCGCUGAACUUAUUCGGAAACAAGUGGGUGCUGUCAGAUUAUUGGAGUGGUUCUAGGGAGAUGUUUGAGGAUUACAUCGUUGUUAGGCCAAGUGCUUUCGGAUCCCUACAUGACAGGGCUGUAGAUAUUUUUUAUCAACUAAAGGGCGGCCGCGUGGAUUAUGGGCAUCAACAUUCCGAACAAUUUUCCCACAACCGAUAUGGGAAAACGUAUGGGGAGGGUCUCUUUCCAGAAUGGAGUGAAGACAACCCGAUUGUUUUGGUUGGUAAAGGAUAUGGCGCUACCACAGCUUUGUACCUCCAGCAUCUUCUCUCCUCGAACUUCUUUCCAGUUCCUACUUCAGGCAAAUGGAUCAAAGGCAUAAUUUCGUACUCUGCUCCACAUCGCGGUUCUACUCUCCCAUAUGCUCUAGGCCUCGAACCUGGUUCAACGUGUAUCGUCCAUCCACUCUCUAUUCUCCAGGUCUUUGUUACAAUCAUCCAUCUUAUCUGCUACUUUACCUUCCUCGAUCGUCUAUUUGAUCUGCAACUCAACGACAAAUGGGGAGUAGAUGGUAGGGACAACGGAGAAGCGAGCUUCUGGUCGGCAUUAAAUGGAAGAAGUAAAUGGAGUUACUUUGGCGAUAAUUUCCUUGGAGAUUGGUCCGUCGAAGGGGCUAGACGCAGAUUUACCGGAGAGAAGGACAGAUUUCUGUUGGAUCCUGCGUGUGUUUAUAUCAAUUACGUGAAUGUUGGAAGUAUGUGGAAAUCGAAUGUGACUGGGCAUUACUGGCCUCGCUUGCCUUGGCGCAAUCUUCCAAGUUUGCUGCCAUCUCUCAUUGUCGGUCGCCUAAAAUUCUCUCCCGAAGUCGAGCAAUCAAUACUUCGCACACGAUCAUCCACAUAUUGGGAAAACGACGGUACUCUCUCUAUCGUCUCUCAACUCCCUCCUCCGAAUCACCCCGUCAACAUGAAUAUUGCCCUCCUUGAGAAACUUUUCGAUCCUGUUGACCAUGAACUUCAACCCGGUGCGUGGUAUAACGUUUAUGUCAAGGAUGUCACCAAUACUGUUCUAUUCGACGGUGAAUCUGCGUGGAUGAGUCUGCCGAUUGUUAUCGCGAUUCUGGAGUGGAAGAUUGUUCUACAGUUUGGAGAGUAUUUCGAAAGGAACAGUAAGAUGUACGAUAAUUAUUACGUUGAAUUUGUUGAAUUUAUGGAGAAGAAUAUCAACUCGAUAAGAUCGAUAUUGGGUCAGGAGGUAAAUGAAGAGGCUUCGAAUAACAAUUCCUCUUCGACCAAGGAAUGCACUUACACUAGCGAUAAAGCUGCACUGGAAUGGAUGCGUCGUAUUGAGACUGCUGAAAUGUUCAAGUCUCCCAGCAGGUUGCUUUAUUGGAUGAACAAUUUCCAGAAAACCCACAAUGACGAAUCGUCUUCUGAUGCCAUAAAAGCUGAUCUAACCGGAAUCAGUCCCUUUGGUCCGUCCUCGGUAAUGGAAGGCCCAAUGUUUGUUAGAGCUAGGCAGAGGAUGACCGCUGAGCAAUAUAAAGCUUCGAUUUUGAGUGGAGACAGUGAAGAUGCUACCAGUAGCAGUAGUUCACCCUAA